This is a messenger RNA of Wickerhamiella sorbophila, 11349 nucleotides long. RefSeq names its product Dynein heavy chain, cytoplasmic. Gene Ontology annotation, cellular component: dynein complex. Gene Ontology annotation, molecular function: dynein intermediate chain binding; dynein light intermediate chain binding; ATP binding. The transcript has a single exon. Gene Ontology annotation, biological process: microtubule-based movement. NCBI's taxonomy places the organism in Eukaryota, Fungi, Ascomycota, Dipodascomycetes, Dipodascales, Trichomonascaceae. The record is from RefSeq and is a predicted model, not a curated record. The coding region runs from base 1 to 11349 and encodes 3782 amino acids.
AUGACACUAAACAUCCCAACGCGUGAACACGAACUUGAGUCGUAUGGCAUGCUGGCGUUAAACGGAUAUAUCCGGCGUGUUGUGGAGACAGUCGACGGAGCCGGGAUAUGGGAUGAUGCUGACGGUAAGAAGCUGGAGACAUUCGCGGCAUCAGAGAACGCCGCAGCCCUUUAUAUUGCAAAAAUCGCCGAUGGAGAAGAAGGGGCAAACUUUAAGAUCUUGGACAGUUUGGAGGCUUUCCCGGAAGGAAUUGCUGCGCUACUAGCGGUGAUGAAACGUCCCGGAGUAUUGAUAGACGGUGAAAACCUUGCCAGCAUGGUUUCAGUUGUCGAGGUGCCUAUGGGGGCCAACGUUUCGACUUAUGAGACACUCACAUCAAUGAUUCGGUCAGUGGUAGGCCCUAUCUUCGAGGCUUCAGCUACAGAAAAGACACAGAAAAGCUCAAACUAUACAACAGCUCGGCAGAAACUAGCCGAAUUAGAGCUCUCGUUGGUGAACCUCCAACAUCACCAAGAAGUAGAGUUUGUCGAGCUGGAUAUACCGACUGUUUCGGGUAACACUGAUACAGAAACUCUGAACUCACUGCAAAAUGUUGUGAAUGGCUGGAAGCGUACUGCUCAAAGUGUUGCUGCUACGGAUCGUGAUGUUGCAAGUGGAUCAACCAGCGAGGAAGUGCAUUUUUGGCAAAGUAUGGAGACUGCAUUGACCCAUUUACAAUCCCAACUCGAGACUGAUGAUGUCAAAGCGGUAUUAUCAGUACUGGAACAAGGCAAACGGUUCCACGCGACAGUUAAUUUCCUGUCCAACACUGGCCUUCCGGACGCACUGGACAAAAUCCAGAAAUACAAUACCUUAUUACGGGACUUACCACUCAAUGAUCUCCUUACAGCAUCUUCAGUUAAUGCUAUUCCAUCAGCGCUUGAUGCUAUAUUCACUCAUAUCUCGAAACGGUUACGAGCCUCUAAUUAUCCUGUCUGGAGGUGCCUCAUGCUGGUUGAGACCAUUUCGGGAGAUUUGGUUACAGUUUUACGCCAGACAACGGGGUCUUUACUGGGAAAACCUCUAGUGGAUUUUCAAAUGCGGACAACUGCCCUUCGUAAAGUUUUUUCUACUUGGGAUGACCAUGUUCGCGACUUUACAACAUUGGCACGAGAUGUUAUUCGAAAACGAGGAGAAAAAUUCAUUCCUGUUCGUAUAAAGUCCCGUCAUGCUCUGCUCAAAGAACGUAUCGAGUACAUUGAGGCUUUCCGCCAACGACAUGGAGAGCUUACUUCAACGUUGGAAGAAGUGUCCAAGAACGACCGCGAGUUGCGUAGCCUGGAUUUAGCUGGCAAGUUAGAGAAAGCCUACGAAAAGCUUGCUGCGGUCGACGUGCUUGAAAAUUCAACGGCGUCCACAGCUGAGUGGGCCGUUGCAGAAAAAGAAUACGAUUCAGCAGCCGCUCGAGCUGAGAGCGACGUAGCUCAAGUUCUGCGAGCACGAUUGGGGGCUUCAUCUUCUGCACAAGACAUGUUUGGCGUUUUCGAUCAGUUCAAUGCAUUAUUCGGUCGUCCAGCCAUUCGUGGUGCUAUUCAAGAAUACCAAGCUGUGCUACUCGAGCGGGUAAAAGCCGAUAUUAGCGAGCUCCAGAAAAGGGCAAGCCGUAAAGAAGCUCUCACGGCUGCUGUCUCAAGCGGAAAGCUUCGAGAUAUUCCCAGGCUUGCUGGUCUUGUUUCCUGGAUGUCUCAGGUGGUUGCUCGUUUGGAUACACUACUUGCGCGCGUUGGCUCAGUCCUUGGCCCAGAGUGGCGCUACUAUGCUGACGGAGAGCGUUUAUAUACCGAUUGUGAAACAUUUCGUGCUCAAUUCGACCCUAAACGUGUUGUUAAUGAAUGGGUAACUUCCUUGUCAUCAUUAAAACUGGCUGGACCAGUUCUGGUAGCCACGCGUGGUAGGCUUUCAGUCAAUCUUGACCGCCAACUAUGGAAUCUUCACAGAGAAAUUAAGAUGUUGCGAACUCUCCGACUGCCCGUGCCCCAUCAGGUUCUUGCUCUUUCCAGCGAUGUCUUGGUGGUAUAUCCUACGGCUGUUCGUCUCAAUGAGUGCAUCAAAUCAUUCUACAUCGUAGACAAACUCAAAUCUCCUGUGAGGUACUUGGUUACUUCUUAUUUUAAUGCCACUUAUGAAUUAUUUGAGGAGCUGAUCAACUUACAGUGGCAGGAUUUUUUGGGCAUUGACGAGCGUCCCACGUCUCUGGCUGCAAAGUUAGAUCGGGCAGUGUCCCAACUCGAAGCACAAGCGUACCAGGCGCAAGUAUCUCAUGCCCGAGUAACACAGCUCAUUUCUGAUCUAGAGUCUUGCGAAUAUAACAAAGAGGAGUUUGCCAGAAUUCUUUCCGCAAUUUCACAAGAGAUAAUUGGAGCGCCUGAUUCAUAUGUGGAAGAGGUUGAAAAAAUGUCAAAUGCUGUAGUCGAACAGCGGUCUCGUGAAGCGAUCAAGACUUUGAUGGCCAAUAUGCCUCCGCAACAUCAUCGCAUCAGCCUUGUUGAUCAGACUGUGAACGUAUCGCCUACUUUAGAAGACACCUUAGAGACAUGGUAUUCAAAGCUCAGAGAAAUUAUCAAUGUUGCAGGGAAUGAUGCUGAUAUUGAGGCUGUUGGUGAAGCAAUUUCGGAAAUAUUAUCGAACUAUCGUGCUGCUUCAUCUUAUCUUUCACAGUGGCUCGACUUUCAGUCUUUGUGGGAUUUAAAGCCAGAAAGAGUUUUUGAGGAGCUUAAGAGUGACAUUCAAGUUUGGUUGCAAGCGCUAGAGGAAAUUCGACAGGCCCGUACCGAUCUUGAACGCGGCGGAGGUGAGAGGAAGUUUGGCACUUUCAUCGUUAACUUUUCGCAAGUUUAUUGGAUUAUUAGCUCCAAGUAUGACAUGUGGCAGAAUAAUCUGACUCAAAGAUUUGGUGAACUCGUUGCUGAAUGGUCGGAACUAUUCGCUACCUCACUUAAAACUCCCAGAGUUGCUCUUGAAUCUCUGGUCAUUAGUGACACACACCCUGAGGCUGUAUCUCGAUCAAUAAAUACAAUCAAAUUGGCAAAGGAGGCUAUUGGAGACAAUGCGAGUUCAAAAUUGUCUUACUUGCGUAAAUCCCAAGUUCUUUUAGCGCGACAUCGAUUCAACUUCCCGUCAAACUGGGUUUAUACUGAGCAACUUAACGAUGAUUGGACUGAUCUGCACACUCUGUUGAUUGCCCGUGAAUCUGAAUUCGCAUCCGCUCGCGAUUUAUUACGAACAGGCACUCAGCAUGAGUUGCAGAGGCUGAGCCGCCACGUUACAGAGCUCCUAAGUCAGUGGGCAUCUGGGAAACCUAUCUCUGGGUCAACCAAACCAGAAGAUGCACUGUACGCUCUUUCGAAGUUUGAUGAUUCAGUGAAAAAGUAUUCACACACUCGCGACCUUGUUUAUCAAGCGUGCGAGGAGUUUGAUGUGAUGUUCGAUGUUCCCAGUCUUGACGACGUGGCUGAGGAAAUCUCUGAUUUUAUUACAGUUUGGAAAGCUAUUGACUCUGCAUGGGGUGAGCUUCGGAGUCUUGAAAAUACAUCGUGGGAUACCGUCAAGAGCCGUGCCGUUCGGUCGACUCUUAAAUCUCUAGUAGAGCAAACCCAGGAAAUGCCUGCUCGUGUGCGGCAAUAUGCUGCGUUCCAGCAUCUUCAGAACGUACUGCGCCAGCGUAUUGAAACUUCGGAUCUCAUUCAACGCUUGUUAUCACCUUCAAUGCAACCACGCCAUUGGAGGGAGCUGGGCUCGGUCCCAAGCGUUUUAGGUGAUGUUUGGGAUCUUGAUCUUUUCGUCAAUCGUAAUAAAGUUGAGGAACUACUAGAGGCAGUUGAGGGUGAGGCUCGACUUUCUGACUAUAUCUCAGAAGUUGCUGAUUUUUGGUCCAAGUUCAAACUACAGCUCGUCCCGCUUCGCCAAAUGAAGCUUAUCAAAAACUGGAGCGAAAUCUUCAACCAUAUUGACGAACACCUUCAGUCUCUCGCUACAAUGCACCACUCACCACACUUUGCAGCUGUAGUUUCUGCCUGCAAUGAGUGGGAACUUAAGUUGGCUGGACUGAAAGCUUUAUUUGAUACCUGGAUCGAAGUGCAGCGCGAUUGGGUGUACAUGGACGGCGUAUUCAACGCACCAGAAUUGCGCCAAGUUCUGCCCAUUGAGACCACAAAGUUCAACUCUGUCAACGCUGAGCUAUUUGCUAUUCUACGUCUAGUUAUGCGGUCAGAUCGUAUUCUUGAUGUCGCUGCUAUUCCUGGUAUUCAUGAGAGCAUUGCUAGAUUGUCAGAGCAGCUUCGAAAAAUCCAGCGUGCACUCGGUGAAUACUUUGAGCGCGAGCGUCAACGAUUUCCCCGUUUCUAUUUUGUGGGUGACGAUGAUUUAUUGGAGAUGAUAGGCACGCCACAUAGCUGCGAGCGCCACUUGUCCAAAAUGUUUGCAGGCAUCUCCUCAUUCUUAAGAAACAAUGCACAGAUUGUUGGUGUCGUCUCGCCACAAGGUGAGGAACUUAUGUUUGCAGAAAGUGUGUCGGGUGAUUCUGCCGCUUCGAUUUUGCAGGAAGUCGAGCAAAAGUCAAUGGCCGCACUUCAACGAGCCACCCGAGAGGCACUUGACACAAUAGACUGGACAAAUCUUGCGGCCUGGCUUGAAAAGUUCCCUAGUCAGGCUACGCUCUUGGCUAUGCAGCUUUCGGAACCCCCUGCAUUUGAUGCAGUAUUGUCUCAGUUGGCCGAGAUAGCUGGAAAGAGUCAAUCUAUGUCUACGCUUGCUCGCCGUAAGCUUGAAGCAGCCAUUACGCUACUUGUUCAUCUACAGAAAUCUGGCCGUCAACUGAUGUAUAGGUGGGGCGACGCUGACACAGUUUCGGUAACAUUCUACGGUGCAACCUUUGAUUACGGCUUUGAGUAUCAAGGUGUUCCAGAUGCACUUGUGCGCACGGAGCUUGGUGACGAAUUGUUCUUAACAUUGACACAAGCACUUGCCCAAAAACAAGGUGGUGCACCAUUUGGUCCGGCAGGAACAGGUAAAACCGAAAGUGUCAAGGCACUGGGUCAAGCUCUUGGCAAAUAUGUGCUAGUUUUUUGCUGCGAUGAGACAUUUGAUGUUCGCGCAGUGUCUCGUCUCCUGCUUGGUAUUUGUCAAGUUGGUGCUUGGGGCUGUUUCGAUGAGUUCAACCGACUCAAUACUACCGAUCUAAGCGCAGUUUCAUCGCAGGUAGCCGAGAUUGAAUCUUCUCUCGCCCAUGGUCGUGAAUCUAUUGAACUGGGUGGUCGCCGGGGCGCACUAAGUCCCCAAACAGGCCUGUUCGUUACUAUGAACCCCAACUAUGCCGGCCGUAAUGCACUCCCUGAAAACCUGCGUAAACAAUUCAGAUCUUUUGCACUGACACAUCCCGAUAAAAAGCGUAUUGCCGAGGUUAUGCUCUAUGCGCAGGGCUUCACACAAGCUGGAUUUAUUGCGUCUGCUAUCGUUCCUCUAUUUGAAAAUAUAGCAAGGAAUUUGAGCGUGCAGAGGCAUUAUGAUUGGGGACUACGUGCUUUAAAGAAUGUUCUUCGCAUCUGUGGAAUGCUUAAAACCGUUGAACCAACAGAAUUAGCUGCUGUGCGCAGAGCGUGUGCCGAGACUUUAGCACCGAAACUAGUUUCGCAAGAUUUGGAGAUAUACAAUGCUCUUGAGCAGGAGGCAUUUGGAGGUGAUAAGCCUAAGCUUUCUGUUCUCGAUAUUUCAGAAGCUGCGCGGAAGUUGAAUCUCACACCGUCAGAUGAGCUUGCCUUGAAAGUGACACAACUAAAAAGAUUCCUAGAGCUACAAAUUGGUGUUAUUCUGGUAGGCCCCCCUGCAUCGGGAAAAACCUCGUCGUUGCGUUGUCUCUCUAAAGUCUUGAAUGCAGAAAUCUACACGAUAGACGCCAAAGUGAUAAGCAAAUCGGAAUUGUAUGGUCGUUUGGAUCCAGUCACUCGUGAAUGGACAGAUGGCCUAUUUACUUACCUUCUAAGGCGUGUGAUCAAUAACCUCAGAGGUGAGGAUCGUAACGAACACUGGGUUGUGUUUGAUGGCGAUGUUGAUCCUGAAUGGGCUGAGAAUCUGAACUCAGUGCUUGACGAUAACAAAAUUUUAACCCUGCCAAGUGGUGAACGUCUUCAAGUGCCAUCGAACUUUCGUAUUUUGUUCGAGGUUGCAGACCUAGCAGCUACUACGCCUGCUACCGUGAGUAGAUGCGGUAUUAUUUGGCACGGGGAACGCAAUGAGCUAGACACAACUGGGGUCGCAUCCGAAGCGAUGAAGCUUAAUCAUAUCAUGGGAUUUUCUUCUAUUCAGGCAGAAAAAAGCUACAAUGCAAUGUACAACGUGCUUAGCGAAAAGUCGGAUGUUCCAGAGUAUCUUGAGAAAGCUAAAAUCUUGGCCCUUACCUGGGCAUUUGCGGGACAGUGUUCAUCAAUGGAAAGAGCAGAAUUCGCCAAAUGGGUGGCUGCCAAGAACGGCGUAAAUACUCCAGAAAACGUUCUCGAGUACGAGGUAUCACCUUUCUCUGGACAGUGGGUAUCACUGCGGGACAGCGUAGAUGAAGUUGAUCUUGAGCCCAGCUCUAUCGUCGAACCAAAUCUUGUCAUCCCAACGAUUGAUACAGUUCGAUUGGAGAAACUUCUUCUGCAGCUUUUAACAUCUCAUCAGCCGGUGAUUUUAUGUGGUCCACCGGGCAGUGGAAAAACAAUGACACUUUUGAGUUGUUUGAGGGGGUCUGAGCUGAUGGAUGUCGUCCCGUUGAACUUUAGUAAAACUACCAGGACAUCUCAGAUCAUAAGUACACUCGAGCAGCACUGUGUUUAUUCGAAUACACCUGACGGGAUGAUCCUUGAGCCAGCUGUGAUCGGCCGUUGGAUCGUGUUGUUCUGCGAUGAAAUCAACCUGGUAGCCCGGGAUCGCUUUGGUACACAAGCUCCUAUUGCAUUACUGCGUCAACUUACGGAACACGGUGGGUUUUGGCGCGGUCAUCGAUGGGUCAGCUUGCGUAGGAUCCAAUUUGUUGGCGCCUGCAACCCGCCCACUGACGCUGGACGGAUUCCUCUAAGUCCACGGUUCUUGAGGCACUGCACGAUAAUAAACGUGGGAUAUCCGACCUUACCAUCCCUGAAGCAAAUUUAUGGUGUCUUCAGUAGUGCAGUGCUUAAAUGUGUACCUGAACUGCGUGGUACAGCUACUGGACUAUCAGAUGCGAUGCUCGAGAUCUACGUUAAUUGUGCGGAAUCUCCUUUCUCAGAGAAUUAUGUAUACUCUCCACGUGAACUUACACGUUGGGUCCGUGGUAUCUACCAUGCUAUCACGGAUCAGUACGACCUAAGUUUAGACGAGCUCGCACGUGUAUGGGCCUAUGAGGGCCUAAGAGUAUUUUCUGACCGUUUGCGAACAAAUGAGGAGCGUGAUUGGACUAUUGAAAAGAUAACACAAGCUGCGAAAACCCAUUUUGGAACAUCUGAUUUGGCAUUACCACUACUCUUUAACCGUUGGCUUUCCCGCAAGUCACAGAACAGCAGCCGUAAGGCCCUCACAGAGUUCCUUCAGGCGAGAAUGACUGUGUUUGCCGAAGAAAUCGUAGACAUGCCUUUGACACUAUUCGAUGAGUCUGUCGAGCACGCUUUACACAUCGACAGAGUGCUAAGACAAGCGCAGGGCCAUUUGAUUUUGGUGGGAGCUAGUGCGAGCGGAAAAGCAACACUUGUGCGGUUUGUUUGCUGGAUGGAUGGAAUCGCCACCUACCAGUUGAAGACUUUCAAUGGUUACGGGGAUGCUGAGUUCAGCUCAGACCUACGAACAGUCCUUCGGAGUGCUGUGGCUGCACCUAUCUGCUUGUUGUUAGAUGAGUCUCAACUGAAAGACUCAGCCUUUAUUGAGAAAAUGAACACAUUAUUGGCCAAUGGUGAGGUUCCUGGACUUUUUGAAGGAGACGAGAUGGCUUCGUUGCUUUCCGUUUGCAGAUCUUCAGGCGCGACUGGCGAUGACGAAGAUGUUCUGCGCUGGUUUACAGCACGCAUCACCUUACACCUUCAUGUUGUGUUCACUGUGGGCGCAUCUUCAUCGCUACUAGCAUCACCUGCUCUGGUAAAUCGCUGUGUUUUGAAUUUCAUGGGGGAUUGGUCGCAGCCGUCGCUUCUACAGGUGGCUGAGGCGCGGACUUUUCUUUACGAUGCGGCACGUGAAACUCCAUCUGCAAUGGUUUCAAUUCAUGGAAUUGCCAGCCAACACCUCCAGGUCUCGCCCGGUCACUUUAUCGCUUUUAUCAAUCUAUUCUGCAAGCUUUAUGCUAUGAAGAAAGGCGAGCUCGAGGAGGACCAGAGGCAUUUCAAUGUGGGUAUCGAUCGACUGAAAGGCACAAUGCUUGAAGUACGAAAGAUGCGAACAAGACUUGCCUCGAAGCAAGAGGAGCUUGCAGUGAAGCAAAAGAGUGCGAAGCAGAUGCUCCAACGUAUGCUUGCUGAACAGUCCGAAGCAGAGCGGAAGCGUGAGGCCAGUAUUGAGAUUCGUGCUGCGGUAGAGGAGCAAAAUAAGGUGAUUCAGGAGCAGCAGGAGCAGGUCUAUGCAGACUUGCAACGCGCUGAACCAGCUGUGAGAGACGCCCUCCAGGGUGUUUCCAGCAUCAAAAAGCAACAUCUAAAUGAGCUUCGAGCGUUUACAAACCCGCCAGAAGCUGUGAAAAUUACUCUUGAAGCUGUAUGCGUGUUACUCGGUAGGACACCGUCUUCUUGGCGAGAGGUUUUGCAGCAUGUUCGCAGUGACGAUUUUAUCGCCAAUAUUGUGCGUUUCGAUAAUGAACGUCAAGUAACCCCGCAGAUUCUUCGACAGCUUCAAAAGUAUUUGGAUCUUCCAAAUUUCAACUAUGAGGCUGUGAAUCGAGCGUCAAAAGCCUGUGGGCCACUUUUGCAGUGGGUGUUAGCCCAAGUUGCGUAUGCUACUGUAUUACGGCGAGUCGAACCUUUGAGAAGGCAGGUCACUGAGCUCGAAAAAGCCGCCAGGGAGAAACAAGCUCAAGAGGCUGCAAUUAAUGAGAUGAUUGAUGAGCUUGAACGUAGCAUUGAGCAAUACGAAACUGAUUAUGCGGCCCUAAUUGUAGAAGCACAGGCUGUAAAACAAGACAUGGAAGCUGUCGACAGUCGUAUUAGCCGCAGUGUGGAUCUAAUUGCCAGUCUAGACUCAGAAAAAACUCGCUGGGGAGAAUCAGUAAAGCAGUUCACUGCUGUUAGACAGCGCCUUCUCGGCGACUGUCUGGUUUCUGCCGCGUUCGCGGCUUAUGCUGGAGCACUAGAUCAAAGGCGUCGAAUUGAGCUAAUUGAUGAGUGGCUGCUCGUCUGCGAAGGCAAUUCGAUUGCCUUUACAGAGGGCAUUGAUAUUGCGACAUACCUCACCGGCAAACCAUCAUUUGGAGAUGCUCUAACUGUUGCGAAUGCAGCUAUUUUGGCUAGGUGUGAUCAGUACGCAUAUGUUAUUGAUCCCACUGGCGAGCGUGCUCUGCAAAUUAUACGCGAUCAGCAUCCCCAAGUUGUAGUUACUUCUUUCAAUGAUGCGGCAUUCCAAAAGCACGUGGAAAGUGCGUUAAGGUUUGGAACUGCUGUGGUUAUAACGCAUGCAGAAUCUUUCGAUCCAUUGGUUAUGCCUAUCAUCAACAAGGAGUAUACACGCCGAGGAGGACGUGUACUGGUUGAGUUUGCGAACAUUGAAGUUGAUGUUAGCCCCAAGUUCACACUCUUCCUGCUUACAUCUGAUGCCCAGAUAUCUCCUCCUGAGCAUUUAUCUGCUCGAACUACAAUGGUGAACUUCACUGUCACUCGUAACAGCUUGGAACUUAUUGCACUCGAAAAAUCUCUGGACUCACACCGGCCUGAACUUCAAAAGAAAAGAACUGAGCUAGUCAAGGCUCGCACAGAGUAUCAGGUCAAGCUUCAUGGCUAUGAAGUUCAGCUCCUAGAGUCGCUCAAUGACGCGGGAGAGGAGAUUCUAGACAACCAGCCCGUGAUGGAUACUCUUGAGAGAGUGAAGAAGCAGGCGGAGUAUGUCACCUCCCAGAUCAACGAGGCCGAGGCUGCCAUGGAAGCUGUAGCAGCAGCCACAGCAGAAUUUGAGCCGAUAGCGCUACACAGCGGCCGUCUCUUUUCAUUGAUCGAUGAGCUGAAAGCGGUGCAUCAUUUCUAUCAAUUCCCAUUGGAGUUCUUCCUUGAUGUACUCGCGAAAAUUCAACCAACUGCAGAAACUAUAUCUGAACUCUACCAUGAGGUUUAUAGGCAGGUUGGGCCUGCUUUGAGACAGGUUGAUCGUCCCGCAUUCGCGGCCCUAUUAUUGUCGCUGUUCACUGACAGCGAAGUUGGUGUUGCCGAACUUGAAUCCAGCACUGAGUUGGGUACUUUUGAGCGACUUUCAGCCGAAACAUCAUGGUUGGAAGCAAUCAAGAAGGCCACACGCCCUGUGCUGUUUGGGAUGUCUGGUGCUGAUCCUACACUUCAGGUAUGUCGACUUGCAGAAGCUUGUCAAGUUGAUUGUGUGGUACUUAGUCUGGGCUCUAUCCAGAGUACAAGUAUCCUAGACAAUGCUAUCCAGAGGGCAGCGAGUCAGGGGCAGUGGCUGUUGUUGCAAAAUGUUCAUCUUGAUGCCAAAGCGACAUCAUUGGUUGUGAAUCUGCCAGCAACUCCCCACUCAUCUUUCCGUCUCUUGAUGACAUCGAACAUAUCUAGUACACUUGCAGCUCCAUUCCUCCGGAGAUGUCACCUUCUCUGCGUCGAAAGACCUGAAACGGUUACAAUGGGUGUUUCCGAAGCCCUGGCCUUUGCUGGUAAGGGGAUCAGCCAGCCACCAGCAGAAAGGGCAAAGAUAUACCUUUCUGUUUGUUGGCUGCAUGCGGUUGUUGUCGAAAGGUGGGCAGAUCAGUAUUCCUUCAGCGAUGCGGACCUCCAGGCUGCGCUCUGGACUGUUGAUCAAUGGGUCCCGAAGACAACUAGAUCCAACGUUGACCCUGCAUCGCUUCCCUGGGAUAUUUUGCGGGAUUUGAUUUUCUCUGCUGUGUAUGCGGCAAAGAUGGAUGGUGCGGACGAUCGCGAGGGCUUGAGGGCGCUAGUUGAUAAGCACCUAACUGUCGAACUGUUUGAGGUUGGAUUCAGAUUCUGCGACGAUGUGCAAGUCCCAGAGUACGACAAUCAGUUGUCGGAAUGGGUAUCUGGUUUACCUACGAAACACAGACCAAGUUGGCUGGGGUUGAGCGAAGAGGUGCAAGACAAGCGCAACGAGGACAAUUAUGCUGUGACGGUUGCGACCGCAGAGACACUACGUAGAAAUCUUGGAAUUUAG